Oncorhynchus kisutch (coho salmon) is the source of this 798-nucleotide messenger RNA. It is a transcript of the gene gngt2b, whose product is annotated as guanine nucleotide binding protein (G protein), gamma transducing activity polypeptide 2b. The transcript has 4 exons. Gene Ontology annotation, biological process: G protein-coupled receptor signaling pathway. Gene Ontology annotation, cellular component: heterotrimeric G-protein complex. Gene Ontology annotation, molecular function: G-protein beta-subunit binding. Lineage: Eukaryota; Metazoa; Chordata; Actinopteri; Salmoniformes; Salmonidae. Bases 322 to 534 code for a protein of 70 amino acids. The record is from RefSeq and is a predicted model, not a curated record.
GCAAGUUUCUGCAGUUGCUCUUCACCAAAUUCAUCCUGCAGCCAUUUCCUGCAUUGUAGGAGGCUCUAUAAAAACGGCACAGUGGACACAUCAUAAUACCCACGAAACUUAGCGAUCAUAGAGGAUUGGUGAAAAUCCUGUACCGACCUCUCCCCAAAGCAAAGCCUACCUGGAUCAGCUUUGCAGCUGAAGAGGGGUGAGGCGAAGACCCAUCAGCAAGUCAGUCAAUGCAGUUACUGUCUAUCAGAAAGCAGCUUACAAUAGCCAAGCCCCUAGGAGCUAAGACUCUCUCUGUUGGAUACCCACCAUUCAACAGGCAAGAUGGCUCGUGAUAUGUCUGAUAAGGAAAUCCUGCAAAUGGAGCUGGCUCAGCUAAAGAUUGAAGUUAGCACAACACGCACAGCUGUGUCAGUAAAUUGCAAGGAGACAAUGGAAUGGGUGGAGGCCCAAACAGAGGGCGACCCACUCAUAAAGGGCGUGUCAGAUGACAAGAACCCCUACAAGGGAGACAAGGGAGGCUGCAUUAUAACCUAGAAUACACAAACCCAGGGAAAAGAAGCCACACAUUUUGAUUUAAUGAGAAACAGCGGAGGGCAUUCAAACAAAUAUGUAAUCUGAUAUUUGGACAGACAGAUAGACAGCUCAGAGACAAGGACAACUAAAACAUUUGUGGUGAUGUUGUAUUGUUACAAGACGCCAGAAUUCCCUUUUCACCAUCUCUGGAUAUUUUCUGUUGAUAUCAUUGUGUCUUUGUCAAAUUGUAAAUAAACACAUCUAGGUGUGUAAGGCUGUUACCUA